Messenger RNA from Odocoileus virginianus texanus, 2225 nucleotides. RefSeq names its product nucleic acid binding protein 2 (gene NABP2). Gene Ontology annotation, cellular component: SOSS complex. The record is from RefSeq and is a predicted model, not a curated record. NCBI's taxonomy places the organism in Eukaryota, Metazoa, Chordata, Mammalia, Artiodactyla, Cervidae. Gene Ontology annotation, molecular function: DNA binding. Gene Ontology annotation, biological process: double-strand break repair via homologous recombination; mitotic cell cycle checkpoint signaling; response to ionizing radiation.
GAUUGAUUAAGCAAACCAAGGCAUUACAAUUGCAUGGCCUCAUAGUCUAAUCUGAUAGUAAGCAGUAUUUUUUACCGAUGUUCGCUAGGCAAAUGGUAACGCACAUGUAUGUACAUUGUUUAUAUAUAUAAUUGGUUUAUACACAAUACUACAGAGUUAGCUACAUUUUGUUGACUGUGUAUCAAGUCCCAAAGGGAACUAAAGGUUCAGGUCUCCUCUUUUUAGUCCUCUGAGGAUCCUGAGGUUUAGGGAGUGAGUACUUCAAGAACAGUUGCCUUUCCUACUGUGAGAGGAACUAAUGCAAAUAUUGCUCUCUAAGCCCCAGGUUCCAUCAUUUCCAAGGGGGAAGGAGUGAGGCCGCCAAUUGUCUGUCUCUGGUGUGAAUGCUACUUUUUUCCAGAGAUCUUGACCAACCUGGUUACUGCAUUAAACUUGAGGGCCCCAAAUCAGAAAUAAAGAUGAGGGUUAGAGCAGUUGGAGAAGAGGAGGAAACUGCCUGUUGUGUGCUAGACACUGCUUUCUACAUGUGCUAGACACUGCUUUCUACAUGUGCUAGGCACUGCUUUCUACAUGUGCUAGACACUGCUUUCUACAUGUGCUAGGCACUGCUUUCUACAUGUGCUAGACACUGUUUUCUACAUGUGCUAGGCACUGCUUUUUCUCGUCUGCAAAAUGGAAUCACAUAUUUAAGAACUGUCGAGUAACAAAGUGAAGUGAUGAGCUUGUUUUUAUGCUUUUGUCCUCUGGAUUCCAAAAAAACCUUUGGUCCUGUUUCCACUGUGUCACGACUAGGAGAAAAUCUUGGAGCCUUCUCUUAGUUCUUGCGCCUCGUCAAGUGGAAGGAAAUUGGGACCUGAGGCGCCCCCUUGCGGUCUUUGUUGUUCUUUGCUCAGUCAACCCUCUCUGAGGCUCCUUUAAUACCUAAAAUCCCACCCCUUUCGCGGCGCGUGAAUCUCGAAUCCCGAUUGGUCGGGUGGCGAGCCGGGGCAGUGCUGAUUGGCUGGAGGCGGCCGGCCGGGGGAAACUUCCGGGAAUGUUCUGACUCCUGCGUUCCAUUGGUCCGCAUCCGGCGGCCUGGGGACCUUUGGCUCCCCCUGCGGGCGACUCGGCGGCGUGCACAGUCCGGCGGGCUGGCUGGGUGGGUGGUGGGCGAGAGGAUGGACUGAGUCCCGGAUUGUCCAGAUGAGGGUUCGGGAAGGUGUGGCUAGUGAGAUUCCAUUCCUUGGCUCUGCAUCAGUGGGGUGCUGAGGCUCGGGCAGCAUGACGACGGAGACCUUCGUGAAGGAUAUCAAGCCCGGGCUCAAGAAUCUGAACCUCAUCUUCAUUGUGCUGGAGACAGGCCGAGUGACCAAGACAAAGGACGGACACGAGGUUCGGACCUGCAAAGUAGCCGACAAAACCGGCAGCAUCAACAUAUCCGUCUGGGACGACGUGGGCAACCUGAUCCAGCCUGGGGACAUUAUCCGGCUCACCAAAGGGUACGCGUCAGUGUUCAAAGGUUGUCUGACGUUGUACACUGGCCGUGGGGGUGAUCUUCAGAAGAUUGGAGAAUUCUGUAUGGUUUAUUCUGAGGUUCCUAACUUCAGUGAGCCCAACCCAGAAUACAGCGCCCAGCAGGCACCCAACAAGACGGUGCAGAACGACAGUGGCCCUGCGGCUCCCCAGCCUACCACUGGGCCCCCUGCUGCUUCUCCAGCCUCCGAGAGCCAGAACGGGAAUGGACUGAGCACCCCGACAGGUCCUGGCGGUGGCCCACACCCGCCUCACACUCCCUCCCACCCCCCCAGCACCCGAAUUACCCGAAGCCAGCCCAACCACGCACCUGCUGGCGCCCCCGGCCCCUCCAGCAACGCCGUCAGCAACGGCAAAGAGACCCGGAGGAGCAGCAAGAGAUAGCGGUCCUUGCCCGCUUCUCGCCACCAGCCAUGAGCCGGGCGUCUGCUCGAGAGCACAGCUUUCUCCCGGGCUGCCGCCUCUGGGGAGCCAGGGGUAGGAGUGUUUUAGCCACUAAACUUCACUGAGGGUGGGUGGGCAGUGGCCUUUACCCACCCUCAGCCCAGUCUCCCCUCCUUGUCCAGCUGAAGCUGCCUGUCUCCUGGGGUUCGGGGCCAUCUGCCUCCCCUCCUUCCUGCUUAGAAACGACGGUUAGUCUGUUUCUUGAGCGUGUGAUGUGGAAGUCUAAUUGAAUCUCUCCUUCCUAAUAAAUGUUACUUUACCACUCUGUA